CCCGCUCCCCGGCUCGGCGGCACGGCCCGGCCCCGCGCGGCCCCCGCCCUCGGACCCGCCCCCGGGGGUCGCCCAGCCCCAUGCCCUGCAGCGGCGGCGGAGUAGCGCGCGGCCGCGGGCGGCUCUGAGCGGCCCGGAGCGAGCCGGCGACGAGGGGACCAUGUACCGGGACCCGGAGGCGGCCGGCCCAGGGGCGCCCACCCGCGAUGUCCUGCUGGUCUCUGCCAUCAUCACCGUCAGCCUUAGCGUCACCGUCGUCCUCUGUGGCCUCUGCCACUGGUGUCAGCGCAAACUGGGCAAACGCUACAAGAACUCCUUGGAGACCGUGGGCACGCCAGACUCAGGGCGUGGGCGCAGUGAGAAGAAGGCCAUCAACGAUCUAGACAGAGACUUUUGGAAUAACAAUGAGAGCACAGUGCAGCAGAAAUGGAGCUCCUAUCCUCCCAAGGAGUUUAUUCUAAACAUUUCACCCUACGCCCCUUAUGGCGACCCACGACUGUCCCUCAAUGGCACCCUCCUGUCAGGCGCCAAGGUGGCCGCUGCGGCGGGGCUGGCGGUGGAGCGGGAAGGCCGGCCGGGGGAGAAGCCAGCGCCGGUGCCGCCACCUGGAGAGGACGCCUUGAGAAGCGGCGGUGGGGCUGCCCCCAGCGAGCCGGGCAGCAGUGGCAAGGCGGGGAGAGGCCGCUGGCGGACGGUACAGAGCCACCUGGCCGCAGGGAAGCUCAACUUGUCCAAUUUCGAGGACUCCACCCUGUCCACGGCCACUACCCUUGAGUCUAUCCCCAGCUCCGCGGGAGAACCGAAAUGCCAGCGACCCCGCACUCUGAUGCGGCAGCAGAGCCUGCAGCAGCCGCUGAGCCAGCACCAGCGGGGCCGGCAGCCCAGCCAGCCCACCACCAGCCAGAGCCUGGGCCAGCUGCAGGCCCACAUGGCCUCGGCGCCGGGCCCCAACCCCCGGGCCUCUGGCCGAGUCCAGGCUCGGCAGGGCGCCUCAGCCGGCUCCAAGUACCGGGCGGCCGGUGGCCGCAGCCGCUCCAACCCAGGCAGCUGGGACCACGUGGUGGGGCAGAUUCGAAACCGAGGCUUGGACAUGAAAUCCUUCCUGGAAGGCAGGAUGGUGGUGCUAUCCUUGGUCUUAGGGCUUUCGGAACAGGAUGACUUUGCCAAUAUCCCUGACCUGCAAAACCCAGGAACCCAGCAGAACCAGAACGCUCAGGGGGACAAGAGGUUACCUGCAGGAGGGAAAGCAGUGAACACAGCUCCAGUGCCAGGCCAGACACCCCAUGAUGAGUCUGACCGCCGGACCGAGCCACGCUCCUCCGUCUCGGAUCUUGUCAACUCCCUCACCAGUGAGAUGCUCAUGCUCUCCCCAGGCUCUGAAGAAGAUGAGGCCCACGAGGGCUGCAGCCGGGAGAACCUGGGCAGGAUCCAGUUCAGUGUCGGCUACAACUUCCAAGAGUCCACCCUCACCGUGAAGAUCAUGAAGGCCCAGGAGCUGCCAGCCAAGGACUUCAGUGGCACCAGCGACCCCUUUGUCAAGAUCUACCUUCUGCCAGACAAGAAGCACAAGCUGGAGACCAAGGUGAAGCGGAAGAACCUGAACCCCCACUGGAAUGAGACUUUCCUCUUUGAAGGUUUCCCCUACGAGAAGGUGGUGCAGAGGGUCCUCUACCUCCAGGUCCUGGACUAUGACCGGUUCAGCCGCAAUGACCCCAUUGGGGAGGUGUCCAUCCCUCUCAACAAGGUGGACCUGACCCAGAUGCAGACCUUCUGGAAGGAUCUGAAGCCAUGCAGCGAUGGGAGUGGGAGCCGAGGGGAGCUGCUCUUGUCUCUCUGCUACAACCCCUCUGCCAACUCCAUCAUCGUGAACAUCAUCAAAGCCCGGAACCUCAAAGCCAUGGACAUCGGGGGCACAUCAGACCCCUACGUGAAGGUGUGGCUGAUGUACAAGGACAAGCGGGUGGAGAAGAAGAAGACGGUGACAAUGAAGAGGAACCUGAACCCCAUCUUCAACGAGUCUUUUGCCUUCGAUAUACCCACAGAGAAGCUGAGGGAGACGACCAUAAUCAUCACCGUCAUGGACAAGGACAAGCUUAGCCGCAAUGACGUUAUUGGCAAGAUCUACCUGUCAUGGAAGAGCGGGCCCGGGGAGGUGAAGCACUGGAAGGACAUGAUUGCCCGUCCCCGGCAGCCGGUGGCCCAGUGGCACCAGCUCAAGGCCUAAGUGGGGCCAAGGGAGGCCCAGGGGGCUGAGGGCCUGGGUCCCCAUCAUGCCCUCACCACUUUAUGCACAAUGCCUGGCCUGGCCCCCCACCAUAGGUGAAGGGAGGACCCUGAGGGCUUGGCCAGGGAGGGGUCCCAGGAGUCGGUUGGGCCCCAUUUCAAGGAAGUACCAGCCUCAUCCUCCACCAGUCCAGCUCUGGGGGAGGGGCGCUGGGAGCCAUUUUCCUGCUUUGCCCCUUGCCUUCCUAACUUGCUGAUACUAAAGAAGUGGGGGAGAGUGUGAAGGCCAAAGAGGCAGAUGGGCAGAUCCCUCCAGAGACCCGCCAGGUGGGCAUAGUCCCCCGUUUUCUUUAAGGCAGCGCCUGGAGUGGAGAGAAGCUGCCCUCUCCCUAGUUCCCGAUGUGGGCCCAGGAGAGGGGAGGCUGAGGCGUUUGGCCCCAGCAUGGAUGGGAGAGGCCCAUCCCAGGGCAGUUUCAGGUGCUGGCUGGGCCCUGAAUGCCAAGGAUAGUAUAUAGCCCGCUCCAGGGUCCUGGAGCUGCAACGUGUGUACUUGGCGUCGUGUCCACCGUGUGUGUGUGUGUGUGUGUGUGUGCACGCGCGUGUGCAUGUGUGUGCACAUGUGUGUAUGGGGGUGGGGGCACACUUUCCCUGUCCUCCUGGGGUCGGCAGUGCAGAGUGCAGGCUUUCGUAAAGUGGGGUGGGGCAGGAGGCUAAGAGAGGUCAAUGCACAGGGCUGGGGGUAGGCAAGGAGAGGUGGGUGCGUGGUGAGAGGGGAAAGGUGGGGUGGGGAAGGGGAGCAAACCCUGGAGCUGCCUCCUGCCACCUCCACCCCAUGCCCUUCUCUGCUCCAAGUUCUCCAGGAGCGCCUUGUCAAUUGAUUUCAUCUCUUGAACAUCAUUUCACAUCUCUUCAGCACCUACUGGGUGUAUCACAAUCCACCAGGACCCCCUCUCUUCCUCCUCAGGGGUCCCAAGCCCCCACUAGCUCUCUUCCCUUAACACACCCGUCCAUCCAGACACCCUCAGCCUUCCCAGAUCUCAGAUCCCAGCCAAGCUGGCAACAUUCUCCCUGCUUCCCAGGAGGCUGCUUCUCUGUCUAUGCAGACCUCUGGCACCCCUGUGCUCACACGCCGUCCCUUCCAUUUGGGGGUGGGGUCUGUAGCCCAGCUUUCUUUCCCCACCCCUCCCGUUUCCUGGGAGCAGCUCCUUCUGCCCCGCAGUUCAGGCAAAGGAAGCAGGGGAAAGUCCAGAUUGUGCAAAGUCUGAGGUUGCCCCGCACAAAGCAGCUGUGGCUUCUCUGCCUCAGCCGCGGAAGAGACUAGAGCUGGCCUCCCCUUGGAGACAGCGGAUUCCGGGAUAAUCCCUGCUCGAGCCCGCUCCGCCCCCCGCGGGGGGCUGGUAGUGAUACCACACGGGGCUGACAUUCCGGCACGGGCCGCCGGGUGGCGCCCGGACACCACGUCUACGGCCGCGGCCUGGGCGUACAGCUGCGUCCCGGGUGGGCCGGGCCCCAGGGGGGACUCCGGCUAGGGCCCCACUUGCAGAGCACCGCCAAAGCCUGGGAACUUGGGAGCCGUUGGCCUUCAGGAGGCUGCCCCUCGAGCUGCCCGUGCCCAAGCCGCUUGCACUGGAUCUCCCACCCCUGCCCGCGUCCCCUCCCCAGAGGGUCUGGAGGAGUCUCCAGAGCAGGGGGGGGAAUCGUCUUGUAGAUUGAAGAGUGCUCUUGUAAAGCAAAUAGUCACCCACAUUUCUCGUAAAUCCCGAUUUUUCUGUAUUGUACCUUUGUUGAAGAUGAAGGCCUGCACCACCUGCAGGGUCAUUGGGCGGGCUGGCGACCAGCCCCCAGCGGGACGGGAGGGCAGCACUCGGAACGUUGUGUACAAGUGAUGAGGGGGGCUGUGGGAAGCCUUGCAAGACGAGGGAUCUGUCACCCCCUCGCCCCCUCAGACCCUCUGUCCCUCCACCACGUGGCGCCAGCCCCGCCGGGUAUCCCCCUGCCCCAGGCGGAGCGGGAGGGGGGGCGGGGAUUGAACCAACCAACCAACCUGCAAUGGGUGGCGACCGCAUCCCUCCUUUCCGAGUCCUGCCCCCCCAGCUCUCGGCCAAUCGUAUGCAGAGAGCACCUUCGGGGGCGGAGCCUGCUCCCAAUCUGACCACCCAGGCGUGUAGGUGAACCCUGCCCGCCUGCGUCUUCCCAACGUCCAGAUGCGAUGCCCCGAGGCCAGGGAGAGGCAGUAGCGGGCGGAGGGCUAGCGGGCUGGCACAGGAGGGGCGGUAGGCCGUGAGGGCGGGGGUGGGCUAAAGCUAUAGGAGAACAGGGAAUGGGGGAACUUGAGGAUGGGGGGGAGGGCACGGAAGCCCUGCCACCCGCCCAGGACCGUGGGCAGAUCACCCACACUCCCAGGGCCUCAGUUUCCCCAUCUGUAAAAUGAUGGUAAUAAUACUUCACCUACCUCAUAGGGGAGGUUGUGAGGCCGCCGUCACCUGACCUGGGGGUUUGGCAGGAGGACUGUGAAGGUGCUACCCGGGAGCAAAGUAUUAUUACUGUAGCCGGAAAGCAAGGCCUGCCUGCCCCCCCCCCCCCCCCCGCAGUCUCCAGGGAUAGCCGAGGCUGGCCUGGGCCCAUCUAUCUCUUCUUCACUGUGUCCCAGGUCCCUUCAUGAGCGUCAUCUGCUGUCUUUGUGGGCGCCCUAGACUUAGCUGUUACCUUGUUCAGGUAUCCUUUCUUGUGACCGUCUCCCUACAUAACUGCUGUACAAAUUCCACCUGCCACAGGACCCCGCACCUGCCCACUGGCGCCAGACGCCAGGGAAGGGACAAGGAAAACAGCCACAAAAAAGCCAAGGGGGCCUUCAGAGCCCCCAGCCUGGCUGGGGCCCCAGGGGUGGGGGUUGGUGGCCGCUGUUUGUAUUAUGUUGGAGUCCUUGAGUGCAAGUGUUUUAUUAAAAAAAAAGAGAGAGAGACAGAUAGGCAGAAACCCACUAUGACGAGAAAAAAAAAUGCAGCAAAGAGAAA
Messenger RNA from Nyctereutes procyonoides (raccoon dog), 5237 nucleotides. RefSeq names its product synaptotagmin 7 (gene SYT7). Gene Ontology annotation, molecular function: calcium-dependent phospholipid binding; phosphatidylserine binding; calcium ion binding. The coding region runs from base 161 to 2224 and encodes 687 amino acids. Lineage: Eukaryota; Metazoa; Chordata; Mammalia; Carnivora; Canidae. Gene Ontology annotation, cellular component: synapse; synaptic vesicle; membrane. Gene Ontology annotation, biological process: vesicle fusion; cellular response to calcium ion; regulation of calcium ion-dependent exocytosis. The record is from RefSeq and is a predicted model, not a curated record. The transcript is spliced from 13 exons.